CACAACGCAUACGUCAUUAAUGACCCCAAUGUACAACCCCCUCAGUGACUCACAGUUGGUUGGUUGCUUUCGGCGCCCGAGGGGGUCAUCACUGGCUGGGAAGAAAUCUGAAGCAGAAGUGUUUGGAUAAGUUGGUGUGUAUUUAAAUAUUUCUGCAAGCUAGGCUUUUGGAUCUCAAAGAAUCGGCGGAGAGUUCUUUCGCCACUGUGUCUCUUCCGAGAGAUGGAGCUCCAGCGCCACUCUGUGGCCAUUUUGUGCGUACUGUCCUGCUUCCUGACCCUGGGUAUGAGCUACCCAGACCCCAGGCAGAGGGAAGAGUUGAUAAAGAUGGAAGCCUCCAUGCGCAUAGGGGGAAAUGUUAGCCUUUCGCCGGAGGAGCAGCAGCUGGAUGCUCAUCUAAGCAAACUGAUGCUCGAGGAGAUGGCAAGAGAAGACUUCCUUCCUGCCUUACAUUUCUUCAAGGCCAGGCCUCUGAUCAGGAGCAGCCCCAUCUACGGCCUGCUGCAGAAGAUGCCCAAAGGGGCUGCGCUCCAUGUCCAUGACUUUGCAAUGGUCGAUGUGGAGUGGCUGGUGAGGAACGUGACUUAUCGACCCCACUGCUACAUCUGCUACACUGAUGACCGGUCGGUCCGUUUCUACUUCUCCUCUGGGCUGCCGAAACCGUUGUCAAACUGCUCUACCUGGACCCUGCUGGAGCAGCUGAGGGCCAAGACGGUCAACGUUACAGACCUGGAUGACAGCCUCAUGUCCUACAUGACCCUCUGGACCCUGGAAGACCCAGAGUUGGCCUAUCCUAGCCUGACCGUGGUCUGGAAGAGGUUCGAACAGGCCUUUAAGGCCACCUGGGGCCUGGUGACCUACGCGCCUGUCUUUAAAGACUACUUCCAUGAAGGCCUUUUGCAGUUCUACAGAGACAACAUUCUGUAUGUGGAAGUGCGUGCUUUACUCCCUGAGACGUACGAGCUGGACGGAAGUACCCACGACACAGAGUGGACUAUGAAGACCUACCAAGAUACCGCGCGGCAGUUCGUGGAAGAGAACCCAGACUUCUUCGGAGCCAGAGUCAUCUUCACUGUAAACAGGGAGAUAUAUCCAGCACUGCUCACCAAGGAGGUGCAGAAGGCCAUGAAGUUACAAGUGGACUUUCCUGAGACGAUGGCUGGGUUUGACCUUGUGGGUCAGGAGGACACUGGCCGGCCACUCUGGGAAUACAAAGAGGCCCUCUCUCUACCAGCUUCUCAGGGCUCCAAUCUCUCUUAUUUCUUCCAUGCCGGAGAGACUGAUCUGCAGGGCACAAAGUCGGACCAGAACAUGUUGGAUGCUUUGCUCUUCAACACCUCCCGCAUCGGCCAUGGCUUUGCUCUUUUGCGCCACCCGGUGGCCAAGAUGCUAUCCAAGAUGAAUGCGGUGCCUCUGGAGGUUUGCCCCAUCUCAAACCAGGUCUUGAAGCUGGUCAAAGAUCUGCGUAACCACCCAGCUGCGGCGCUGAUGUCAGAGGGGCACCCGUUGGUGAUCAGCUCUGAUGACCCCUCCAUGUUUGGGGCCAGCGGUCUCUCUGAUGAUUUCUACGAGGCGUUUGUGGGAUUUGGAGGACUGAGCAACCAUUUGGGCACUUUAAAAGAGCUUGCCAUGAACUCCAUUAGGUACAGCUCCUUGCCACCAAAUCUGCAAGAAAAAGCCAUGGCCUUGUGGCAAAGAAAAUGGAACAAAUUUGUGACUGAAAAUCUAUAAUCCAUCUCUUUUUUUUUUUUUUUAUCCAUUGAAUCACGUGAUGCCUUGUUUACUGCCGUCAUGGAAAAGGGAAUAAUGACAAGCGCAAUUGUAAACUUGUCUGAUAUAAUUUUUGUUUAUCUAUCAGGGAUGAACAGUAAACAGAAUAAAACGGUAUCUGGAGGAGGCUGCACAGGGCAAACAUGAUAAUACAGUAUCUGGGUGAGGCUGUGCCCCUCAGGUGCAUUGGGUAACCAGGGCACACAGAAUGAACCCAACAGUGGAGGCAAGGCUCCGACAUGUCCGCACGUAACACCUGCUCAGCCAGAAACCUUUAGGUAGACUGUCAAAUAAACUGGUUUAAAAUACUGAAGUACAUAGACGCCCCAUUGACAUUUA
Gadus chalcogrammus (walleye pollock) is the source of this 2109-nucleotide messenger RNA. It is a transcript of the gene ada2a, whose product is annotated as adenosine deaminase 2a. Lineage: Eukaryota; Metazoa; Chordata; Actinopteri; Gadiformes; Gadidae. Gene Ontology annotation, biological process: adenosine catabolic process; inosine biosynthetic process. The record is from RefSeq and is a predicted model, not a curated record. The coding region runs from base 223 to 1731 and encodes 502 amino acids. The transcript has 10 exons. Gene Ontology annotation, molecular function: adenosine deaminase activity.